AUGGACCUGGAGCAAGCCCGUGUGACUUUGCAGUCGCAGAAUGAACGACUCAAGCAGGAAAACGAUCAGCUGAAAUCAUUUCUGAGUGUAAUGAAGGAGAACAUAGACCUGAGAGCCAGAAUGCAGAGCUUCAAUAAUGAUACAAUGGAGGAUAUUGCAGCCUCACAGCUGAAGACAACCACAGAGUGGCAAAACACCUUGACUGAAAGGCAGUUCAGAAACGAGAUGCAGCAAACAAAAGUCAAGCAAGAGCAACGAACGUCGUCUCCCGUCGACUUCAAGACUCUCAUCCAAAGCUCCAUGAACACAGACACUGAUGUGAAAGGGGCGCCUCAGAGCAGCCAGGAUGAGAGUCCUCCUGACGCCGAAGGUCCAGAUAGGCUGUUUGGAGAGAUUUCCUUCCAGCUGGACAGGAGGAUUCUGUCCUUUGUUUUCCAGGGCCAGAAGAGGCUCUAUGGUUUCACAGUGCUCAACAUAGCAGAUAAAGUCACCGAGGUCUGCACACACCCGCUGACGGGGAAGGUGGAUGAAGGCUAUCGGCUUUAUCUCACGCAGAGGUUUGCAGGCCUCAUGGACAGGCUGACCCAGCUCGGGUACAAAAUGACACUUCACCCUAUUUUCACCGAAUUCAUCGUCAACAGCUACGGCAUCCUGAAGGAGAGGCCUGAGAAAAACAGUGCCCAGGAGCAGGAUUACAAUAACCCAGACUUUCUGAAGAAGCAGAUACUGACAUCGGCGCCCAGGCAACUUCAGAAGGACCUGCUGCUUGUGCUCAACUGCCUCUGCAGCAUGGCGGAGAUGGAUGGAAAGCCUCUCUUUCUGUGGUAGAAAACACUGAAUUUGGAGGUUAAGGAAUGCUAAAAUAAAUAAAAAGUUAAAAUAAAUCACAUAUUUGCUUAUUCAUUUGCACUUUUCAUUAAACAAACUGGAAAAGCUGUUUUAUUCAAGCCACAAAAGCAUAAUUUACUCUUGGGUUUUUAAGCAGUUUCUAACAAAAAUGUAUGUAGUAACAGACUGGAGCAUCUUCUAAGCAUAAAGGAUGCACUGUAUUACUCAUGA
Acanthochromis polyacanthus (spiny chromis) is the source of this 1059-nucleotide messenger RNA. RefSeq names its product speriolin-like protein. The record is from RefSeq and is a predicted model, not a curated record. NCBI's taxonomy places the organism in Eukaryota, Metazoa, Chordata, Actinopteri, Pomacentridae. The transcript is spliced from 4 exons. The coding region runs from base 1 to 828 and encodes 275 amino acids.